This is a messenger RNA of Knipowitschia caucasica, 225 nucleotides long. The record is from the annotation of a GenBank genome assembly. Lineage: Eukaryota; Metazoa; Chordata; Actinopteri; Gobiiformes; Gobiidae.
AUGUGGGGGGGUUGGGGGGGGGUUGUGUAUAUAUGGAAUGGGGGGGGGGGGGGGGAGUUGGGUGGUGUGGGGGUUGGGGGUUUUAUUGGGGGAGGGGGGGGGGUGGUAUGGUGGGGGGAUAAAUGGGGGGGGGAGGAGAGGAGGGGGUAUGAGAGGAUGUGGGUUUUUGGAGGGGUUUUGUGUGGUGUGUUUUUUGGGGUGUUUGGGUGGGGGGGUGGAGUGUAG